AUGCACAAAGCCCGCGUAAUCCGCAAAGACAAGGGCACUGAAAGCUCUAAUCGCGACCGUAGACGGGAUUAUCGCAGUUAUAAGCAUCGGGAUGAUUCUCCUGGAACUCGCAGAGGUCACCUUCAACGUUACGAACGACCGCGCUACGAGGCUCGUAGUCGUAGGUACAUCGUGAAGGUAGCUAACCUGGAUUACACUGUAUCUGGAGAUAAGCUGAAGGAAUUAUUUUCGGAGGUUGGGGAAAUAGACAUGGCAUGGAUCGACUAUGACCACACCGACCGCUCUAAGGGUACUGGUGGCUGUAUUUUCAAAUCAGUGGAAGAUGCUAAAGUGGCUGUUUCUAGAUACAACGGUUAUGAUUUCGAUGGUCGCAACAUCGAGGUUCACGGUGAGUACCAAGAGCGUUCUUACCCACCUGUUCGUCCUCCAAACCGAUAUCGCGGCGAUAACUAUGUGAAAGCUCCAUGGUGA
Babesia sp. Xinjiang is the source of this 471-nucleotide messenger RNA. RefSeq names its product THO complex subunit 4A. The transcript has 3 exons. The record is from RefSeq and is a predicted model, not a curated record. Gene Ontology annotation, cellular component: nucleus. Gene Ontology annotation, biological process: mRNA export from nucleus. Bases 1 to 471 code for a protein of 156 amino acids. Lineage: Eukaryota; Apicomplexa; Aconoidasida; Piroplasmida; Babesiidae. Gene Ontology annotation, molecular function: mRNA binding.